GAGAUGUCAAGCUGUGAAGUAACUCUUUUAUCUUUUAAUGAUAUACAGGUAGAUUAUCCAUGUCAAAUAUUCAGAACAAAAUAACGGGAUGGAUUACUUUCCAUGAAUCAUGAUAUGCUGCGCCACAUUUGCACAGUAGAGAUUGUCUUAUUGGAGAGGAGUCUCUCCACAAGAUGGAGUCUCCAUUUCAGGCAUCUUCGACUGCCUACAAACUAUCUGAUUUGAUUCAUCAUCAAUUUUUUGAUAUAAAAUACUGAGCUCCCUCCCAGUCUCAUCAGUAUCAUAUUUUUAUUGCUCGCCGAAUAGAGAGGUUUAAAAAUGAGCAAGGCGACAACUCUCCCCCCACCCAUGGUGUACAGAGACAAUCCAGCUCUCGACGAUGCCUCAACUUCUUCUGCAGUCUCAUUACAUACCAUUGAUGGGUAUGUGGAUUCAGACGAACUACCUCCUUCUUAUUCAUAUACCGAUGAGCCUGUUUCAACAAUAUCUGCGGAUUCUGUACCAACCCAUCCAACUUUAGGAGUAUGGUACCGUUCACCUCCCGAACUUCCAUUCUCCUCCCAUGAUCUUGAUUGCAGCGAAUUCCGAACUCGGUUUCCAAACUUCUCCACGAACGCAACUACUCUAUAUGAUAUGAUCCGAGAGCAAACCAAAUACCCACCGGGAUAUUACGUGAACAUAACAGGUUGGCACAAUGAAACGAAGCGUCAAGGAAACAAGGAGACGAAAAGCAAAAUUAUCGACUUUUUGAUUCGGAUCAACAUCACUCAUCUUCUCGCUCGCGGUGUUGGUCUGAGCGGGGAAGUUGAGUGUUUGCCUAACAAUGUUAAAGGUUAUAGAGGUGGCAGGAUCUCGAGUUCUGAACCGACAGUAGUCGCAGAUGAAGAAACCCAGACAGAUGAGCUUAAAGCUUGGUGUGAAGACUAUGUUUCAAAUCCCGCUAGUGUGAAAUCCUUCAUGCUCAAACGAGAAAUCAUAAACCACGAUACUAAGAAGCUGGAACAACAUCUCCGAUCUACUCUUGCCGAGACAAACUAUCGAGGGCAUGUCGAAAUUGAUUUUCCUUCCACUCAUAAGCGCCUUAUUGUCUAUUCACCGGGAAAAAUAAAUGAAUGGCGUAUUACGACUUGGAUCCGAUGGGUGUUUUACUUAACAUUCUUUUGGCUCAUCUCCUGGCCGGUACUAUUUUUCCUCACGCAUAAAUAUGAGGUUGUCAAGGUGAUCUUCCCUUACGCAGAUCGUUUAGUUGACGAUGGAGGUGGUCGGACUUGUACGAUUAUGAGUGAGGUAGAAUGGCUCAACCUAUGGGAAAGUUCUAUUAGAAGAGCUGCAUUGGCUAGAAUGAUGUGUAAAGAUCGAUGUCUGGAUGAUGCUUACAGAAGAGAGACAGCGGCCGCUGAUGCGAGGGGGUUGGUUGCUAGUUCGGCACAAGAACCAGAUACAAAUGUUGGUAACGCUGCAUUGAAUAUUUUGAGACAAGGUUUGAGAGUAGCUGAAGGGUUUCAUGCUAAUAGGGGCUGGGGUGGUGACUGUUAAUAAUGGGAAUGACAUUGAGGAUCGAAAAGAAUGUCGAUAUCAUUUUUCCCCCAGAAUAUAUUUUUUUCA
Messenger RNA from Botrytis cinerea B05.10, 1605 nucleotides. RefSeq lists its product as hypothetical. NCBI's taxonomy places the organism in Eukaryota, Fungi, Ascomycota, Leotiomycetes, Helotiales, Sclerotiniaceae. The transcript is spliced from 2 exons. The record is from RefSeq and is a predicted model, not a curated record. The coding region runs from base 319 to 1536 and encodes 405 amino acids.